AUGUCUUUCCCGCAGCCUACUCCGGCUGCACAGUCGGCGGAGCAUAUGGACGAAGUGAAAGGGACUAUCUCUCUUACCCCCACAGGAGAGGAAAACGGAGAUUAUAACAAUAUGAAUACCGUUGCCCAGAUAUUAAUGGACCAAGAGGACAUUGAAUAUACAGCGGAGGAACAUCGAAAGCUCCUACGAAAGAUUGAUUGGCGCAUAGUUCCACUCGCUGCUUGGGCCUGCGGGCUACAAUUUGUGGACAAGUCAGGUCUCGGUGCCGCCGCUACAUAUGGUCUUCGCGAUGACCUCCAUCUCGUUGGCCAGGAGUACUCUUGGCUCUUUGAAUCAUGUCUUGUCCCUGGACUGUUGCUUGUCACAACUAUGUGGUAUACACAGGAGGAACAACCCCUCCGGUUUGGUUUAUGGACGAUGACAAACGGUGCUCUUCCGGUGCCCUUUUUAGUUAUUUACUAUGGGCUCGGUCAUGUUACAACAGGUCCCAUAACAUCCUGGCGGCUUAUUUUCCUCACCAUUGGGCUACUGAGCAGCUUCACAGGGGUACUUAUGUUUUUUGUUAUGCCUGAUGCGCCCCAGUCUGCAAAAUGGCUUAGUGAGCGAGAAAGGGCUAUAGCUGUUAAGCGCGUUGCCCAGGCCCAGCUUGGGCUUAAAAAUACCCAUUUCAAAUGGGACCAGGUGCAGGAAACCUUGAGAGACCCGCAUGCGUGGUUGUUGAUCUUGCAGAUGUUAUUCUCUCAGACCGCUGGGAGUGUGACAACGAACUUUCUCGGCAUUGUGAUAAAAGGGUUUGGGUACACUGCACUGAAAGCACAACUAUAUACCGCCCCGAAUUACGCGGUUCAGGCCAUCGUUCAACUGCUUGUGUCCGGUCCCCCUACAUUUUUCGUCUUUUUCCGCAACAAAAAGCAGCCACUUGCAGCUUUGGCUAGUAUUGUUGGCGUUGUCGGUAUAAUCAUUCUAUACGUGACUCCCCCGGAAGAGCAAUAUCAGCACCGUCGACUUGCGGGUUGCAUUAUAAUUUCAGCUUCCGGCGUCAACUAUACAGUGAUCAUGUCUAUCGUUGGAGCCAAUUUUGUAGGAUUCACACGGAAGCAGACGGUCACAUCGGCCGCCUUUUUCCUCUACUGUGUCGCUAAUAUUGUCACACCUCAAACCUUCCUUGGAGAGGAAAGCCCUCAGUAUCAUACUGGGUUGGCGUUUGUACUAGCAUGUCUUUCGUUGUAUAUUGUUCUCUCCACGACUACUUGGGUCCUCAUGCGAUUGGAGAAUAACCGACGAGACUCGCGCGCUCGGGAGAACCCCGAGUAUCAAAAAGCCGACAUGGUAAAGACCAGCGAGCAGUUUCCUCUCCCCGAAGAAAUGGUUUCCCAAGAAAAGCCCGCCGUUGAGCCAUCCUCGCCUCCAAAUGGUGGUGCUUUAGCAUGGCUCAAUGUACUAGGCAGCUUCAUGCUUUACUUCAACACCUGGGGCAUCAUGAAUACCUUCGGCGCCUACCAAACCUACUAUGAGUCCGGUGCUCUCUUCCAUGCUAGCUCGUCAGACAUCUCCUGGGUGGGCUCAAUUGCCGCAUUUAUGCUGUUAUUUGUUGGCCUUUUUGUCGGUCCCAUCUAUGACCGUGGCUACCUUCGAACACUCCUCAUGGUGGGCACCCUCAUGGUUGUUUUCGGGCACAUGAUGCUGAGUCUGUGCUCCGAAUUCUGGCAAGUUGUUUUGGCACAGGGAUUCGUCGUCGGAAUCGGAACAGGCUGUCUGUUUGUUCCAUGUGUCGCCAUAAUUCCUCAAUACUUCACGACCAAGAUGGGCGCUGCUAUGGGUGCAGCCGCUUCAGGAUCCGCACUCGGCGGUGUCAUCUAUCCAAUCGUCCUGUACCGACUGAUCAACCAAAUUGGCUUUCCUUGGGCGGUGCGAGUUAUCGGCUUCAUCGCACUGGGUACACUGCUCGUUCCAAUUAGCAUUAUGCGUCUGCGCGUUCAACCGCCCAAGGUGCGCGCCAUGAUCGAUCCCACCGCGUUCAAGGAUCCGGCUUAUUUGGCUUUUGUGUUCACCUCACUCAUUGCGUACAUGGGCCUGUUUGUUAUUCUAUUUUAUCUGUCCUUCUUCGCUGAAGCAACUGGCAUCACCGACAGCAGUCUAGCCUUCUACUUGGUGCCCAUCUUCAAUGCAGCUUCGAUAUUUGGCCGUACAAUCCCGAACAAGCUUGCGGAUCGCUUUGGCCCAUUUAACCUUCUCGUUCCAGCCGCCCUAUCCUCAGGGAUUUUGAUGUUCUGCAUGAUGGCAGUGAAAUCAAAGGCCGCUGUUAUUGUUAUGGCGGUGCUGUCUGGCUUCAUGAGUGGUGCGCUAAUCGGACUGCCGCCUAUGUGUCUGGCCAUUCUGACUGUUGACAAGUCGAAGCUGGGCACGCGUGUUGGUAUGGGCUACGCAAUCAUCGCACUAGGUGUGCUGGCUAGUGGUCCCAGCAGCGGUGCAAUUCUCAUGAAUGGUGGCGCAUCGCUUGAUUGGCAUAGUUUGUGGGUGUUCGGUGGUGUUCCAACCUGUGUGUCGGGACUAGGCUACGCAGCGAUUAAGGUCUUCAAAUAUGGACCAAAGCUAAAUAUCAAGGCGUGA
Messenger RNA from Penicillium griseofulvum, 2610 nucleotides. RefSeq names its product Major facilitator superfamily domain, general substrate transporter. The record is from RefSeq and is a predicted model, not a curated record. NCBI's taxonomy places the organism in Eukaryota, Fungi, Ascomycota, Eurotiomycetes, Eurotiales, Aspergillaceae. Gene Ontology annotation, molecular function: transmembrane transporter activity. Gene Ontology annotation, cellular component: membrane. The coding region runs from base 1 to 2610 and encodes 869 amino acids. Gene Ontology annotation, biological process: transmembrane transport. The transcript is spliced from 14 exons.